Messenger RNA from Phyllostomus discolor (pale spear-nosed bat), 2417 nucleotides. It is a transcript of the gene ACAD9, whose product is annotated as acyl-CoA dehydrogenase family member 9. Gene Ontology annotation, molecular function: flavin adenine dinucleotide binding; acyl-CoA dehydrogenase activity. The record is from RefSeq and is a predicted model, not a curated record. Lineage: Eukaryota; Metazoa; Chordata; Mammalia; Chiroptera; Phyllostomidae. The transcript has 18 exons. Bases 64 to 1923 code for a protein of 619 amino acids.
CGGUGCACACGACUGAGGCGCUAGGAGGUGGCGCUGUGGAAGUGUCCGGGGAUUUCGGGCAGCAUGAACUGCUGUGGGCUUUUCUUGCGCACAGCAGCGGUGCGUGCCUGGCCGGCUCUCGUGGCCUUCACGGUGAGCCGGCGCUCGCUGCGCACCAGUCUGCAAACCCGAGCCUUCGCCAAGGAGCUCUUCCUGGGCAAAAUCGAGAAGAAAGAAGUUUUCCCAUUUCCAGAAGUUAGCCAAGAUGAACUUAAUGAAAUCAAUCAGUUUGUGGGACCCGUAGAAAAAUUCUUCACUGAAGAAGUGGACUCUCGAAAAAUUGACCAAGAGGGAAAAAUCCCAAAGGAAACUUUAGAGAAGCUGAAGAGCCUGGGGCUUUUUGGCAUGCAAGUCCCAGAAGAAUAUGGUGGCCUGGGCCUUUCCAACACCAUGUAUGCACGGCUACGGGAAAUUGUCAGCGUGGACGGGUCGAUCGCUAUGACCCUGGAAGCACACCAGGCUAUAGGCCUCAAGGGAAUCAUCUUGGCCGGCAGUGAGGAGCAGAAGGCCAGAUACCUGCCCAAACUGGCAUCUGGGGAGCACAUUGCCGCCUUCUGCCUGACAGAGCCAGCCAGUGGGAGUGAUGCUGCCUCCAUCCAGACCAGGGCCUCGUUAAGUGAAGAUAAAAAGCACUACAUCCUCAGCGGCUCCAAGGUCUGGAUCACCAAUGGAGGACUUGCCAAUAUUUUUACCGUGUUUGCUAAAACCAACGUUGAUUCUGACAGCUCAGUAAAAGACAAAAUUACAGCAUUUAUAGUAGAGAGAGACUUUGGUGGAGUAACUAACGGGAAACCUGAGGAUAAGUUAGGUAUCCGUGGCUCCAACAUUUGCGAAGUCCAUUUUGAAAACACCAAGGUGCCUGUUGAAAAUGUUCUAGGAGAAGUUGGAGGUGGGCUAAAGGUGGCCAUGAACAUCCUCAACAGUGGGCGGUUCAGCAUGGGCAGCUCUGUGGCUGGGAUGCUCAAGAAAUUGAUCGAAAUGACUGCUGAAUAUGCCUGCACGAGGAAACAGUUCAACAGGAACCUCAGUGAAUUUGGAUUAAUUCAGGAAAAAUUUGCCUUGAUGGCUCAGAAGACUUAUGUAAUGGAAAGUAUGGCCUACCUCACUGCCGGAAUGCUGGAUCAACCAGGGUUUCCUGACUGCUCCAUUGAGACUGCCAUGGUGAAGGUGUUCAGCUCAGAGGCUGCCUGGCAGUGUGUGAGUGAAGCCCUGCAGAUCCUUGGAGGCUCAGGCUACGUGAGGGACUACCCCUACGAGCGCAUGCUGCGUGACGCCCGCAUCCUGCUCAUCUUUGAGGGAACCAAUGAGAUUCUCCGGAUGCACAUUGCCCUGACAGGCCUGCAGCAUGCUGGCCGCAUCCUGACUGCAAGGAUCAAUGAACUUAAACAGGGUAAUGUGACCACUGUCUUGGAUACUGUUGGCCGGCGGCUUCGGGACUCCUUGGGUCGAACCGUGGACUUGGGGCUGACGGGGAAUCUUGGAGCUGUACACCCCAGUGUUGCGGACAGCGCCAGAAAGCUCGAGGAGAACGUGUAUUACUUUGGGCGCACUGUGGAGACGUUGCUGCUCCGCUUUGGCAAGACCAUUGUGGAAGAGCAGAUGGUCUUGAAGCGUGUGGCCAACAUCCUCAUCAACCUGUAUGGCAUGACAGCUGUGCUGUCUCGGGCCAGCCGCUCAAUGCGAGCAGGACUUCGGAACCAUGACCAUGAGGUUCUGCUGGCCAACAUCUUCUGCACAGAAGCUUAUUCCCAGAAUCUCUUCACUUUAUCUCAGCUGGACAAGUAUUCUCCAGAUAAUCUAGAUGAACAGAUCAAGAAAGUGUCUCAGCAGAUCCUAGAGAGGCGAGCAUACAUCUGUGCCCAUCCUCUGGACCGUACAUCCUGAGGGACGGUGUUCUCUGCUGCUGCCAUCCCCUAGGCCACAGGACAUUGCUGAACAACUCUCAUUUUUUCCAGAAGAUGUAGAACCUGGAAUUAUUUCAAGUUGAACUAUUGCUUCCCAGUCUUCAUCUGAAGGUCUUUCUCCUGGCCUGAGGGAGCCUCUUCUAGACCUGACCUCUGGGCACUGCUGCCUGACAUGAUCCCAGGUUCUAAACAGAGAUGAAGAGAGAGAGAAUGGAGUUUCUGAAACCUGGGAUUGGAGGAUGUGCUAUCAGUUUAGGAAACCUUGCAAUGGAAACUGCGGCCUGUGCUGCUACCUCUGUGGCAGGAGCCUGUGGGGCCUGUUUCAGGCAUGGAUGACCAUUUCUACUAGACUACACAUUACCCAAGAAACAGCUUGAAAGCUGUAUGUGUGCCAUUCAGACUAGGUCAAGGUGCACUAAAAACAUGUACUGGGAAACAUUUAACAGAGGGGAAUAUAAAAUGGCACAGUUUGUA